AUGUAACUCAGAUAGCACUCAAGGUCUCCAGAGAAUAACUAACUUUGUAGGACGCUUUUCCAUUUUUUUUUGAUAACUCAUCCUCUCAGAAUCUACAAACAAGAUGCCAGCCAAGACACCCAUCUAUUUGAAAGCUGCCAACAAUAAAAAAGGGAAGAAGUUCAAACUAAGGGAUAUCCUGUCUCCUGAUAUGAUCAGUCCACCUCUUGGAGACUUCCGCCACACCAUACACAUUGGAAAAGAAGGGCAGCAUGAUGUUUUUGGGGACAUCUCCUUUUUGCAGGGAAACUACGAGCUCUUGCCUGGAAAUGAAGGAGAAACCAGAAUAAGCCAAGCUGACGGCCACAAUGAAUUCCUAAGGGCAAACAGCACUUCCGAAUCCAUGUUUACAGAAACUCCAUCGCCAGUGCUCAAAAAUGCCAUUUCCCUUCCGGCCAUCGGGGGUUCUCAAGCCCUUAUGUUGCCCUUAUUGUCACCAGUGACAUUUAAUUCAAAGCAAGAAUCCGUCAGGCCAUCUAGAAAUCCUAGGCUUAGCUGUGAGCCAGUAAUGGAAGAAAAAUUGCCGGAGAAAGGUAAACAGCUGAAGGAUGGAGAAAUAUACAGAGAUGACAUAUGGGAGCAAAAUGGUUCUUCGUCACACUUAGCCAAUGGCAGAGACAGUCACUCCUCCAGCCUUUCCGAACGGUGCUCUGAUUGGCAAACAGUUGAUUUAUUUGAUGACAGUCGACUUUCAUGUGAACUAACCAAGACAGAGACUAAGUCAGAAGAAUCCCUUUCAGAUCUUGCAGACUCUCUUCUUUCGUUACAGCUUGACUUGGGACCUUCACUUUUGGAUGAGGUCCUUAAUGUAAUGGACAAAAAUAAAUCUUAGAACUGGUACCUCUUGCUUCUUUAUAAGUCAUUCAAUUUAAAAAAAAAACACAACUCACAAGUAAAGACACUUAAAAAUCAGCUGUAUUUGCAGUUGUUCGACGGGUUUUCUAAAAGUGUUCUUAAAAAAUAUUUUUUUAUCUAUUGUUUUUUCAUGAGUUUUAUUACAGUAAAUUCUCGUAGCAGGAGGGUAAAUUUUAAUAACAGUUUUCAGCAAACAUAAAAUGUUUUAAGUACCAGUAUUAACAAUCAGAAACUUAAGAAAUACAGUUUGAGGAUGAUACUGAUUAUGACGUUUGGUUAGUUCACUCUUACGGGCUUCUGAAUAUUUGAGAAUCUGUGUCAGUAAGGAGACUGGUAUUAAUUCGUCACCUUUAUAAAUUAUUGCAACAUCACUUUACAUGUAGGCGAACAUUAUUUCUCGAACCUUAUGUGUGGGAGUUUCAUUGUGGUUUUCUUCAUUUUUCAUAGGAUCGUUUCUGUUACACCUUCUCUGUAACUAUUUCCUCUGUUUUCUACUGCUCUGUGUUCAGAUGUGAACAAUUUGAAGGCUCUUUUGGCUUGAACAUGUGGUCCAGAGUCUCAGCUGCUUCAAACGAGCAUGCACAAAUUUAAACAAAUUGAGGCUUUGGGCUUGAUAUUGUAUAUGAAAUCGUAUGUUGUAAACAGCUAACACAUGCAAGAUAUUAUGGUUAAAUUAUUUUAAAAGUUGAAAUAUAUUUUUGUGUGCAUCUUGGCUUUUUACUGCAGAGCCUACACAUACAAUAUCUCAUCAAAAUAGUUGCUUGAAAAUAUUGGUGGUCUUCUGAAAGUUGUAUAAUUGUGUGUUUGAAAAGAAAUAUGUAUUGAUACUCCUAGCUUUGUUCUUCAUUUAUUGCCACACAUGCUUAUACUUGCAACUGAUUAUUUCAAUUUUUGAAGAAGGCACUGGUUAAUCACAAUGCUUGAUGCGUGCUGCAACAGCCAAUGUUUUGGGAAGCGUGGAUCGUUUAAUACAGUACCUACAUGGAUUGCAUAGAGACUUUGUGCAAUACAAUAAAAAUA
This is a messenger RNA of Tinamus guttatus (white-throated tinamou), 1914 nucleotides long. It is a transcript of the gene CDC42EP3, whose product is annotated as CDC42 effector protein 3. Gene Ontology annotation, biological process: regulation of cell shape; positive regulation of pseudopodium assembly; positive regulation of actin filament polymerization. NCBI's taxonomy places the organism in Eukaryota, Metazoa, Chordata, Aves, Tinamiformes, Tinamidae. Gene Ontology annotation, cellular component: plasma membrane; cytoplasm; cytoskeleton. Gene Ontology annotation, molecular function: small GTPase binding. The record is from RefSeq and is a predicted model, not a curated record.